AAAAGAAUGUGUCUUCAUUUGCCCAUCAUGUAUAAAAGUCUGUGUUGAGGAAAUUCUCUUCCACUUGACUGACGCAAAAAAUCAUCACACAAGUAUUGUCAAGCUCCAUCAUGGUGCACAAGGUAGCAGUGAUUGGGGCAGGUCCCUCCGGUCUGACCAGCAUCAAGGCUUGUCUAGAUGAGGGCAUGGUUCCGACCUGCUUUGAAAGCAGCGAUGACAUUGGUGGACUGUGGAAAUUCAAGGAAGUAUCAGAGCUAAGCAGGGCCAGCAUCUACCGUUCCCUCACCAUCAAUAUCUCCAAGGAAAUGAUGUGCUUCAGUGACUUCCCAAUCCCAGCUGAUUAUCCCAACUACAUGCACCACUCUAAAAUCAUGAGGUACUUCAGGAUGUAUGCAGAGCACUUUAAACUACUACGGCACAUUCAAUUCCAGACCGCAGUGAAGAGAGUCACAAUGAGACCAGACUUUUCUCGCACUGGUCAGUGGGAAGUGGUGACAGAGAGCAGAGAUGGACAAGAGGAGAGGCACGUCUUUGAUGCAGUUAUCUGCUGCUCUGGUCACUAUACCUACCCCAACCUGCCACUCAAAGACUUCCCAGGGAUUGAGACCUUUGAAGGAAAAUACUUGCACAGCUGGGACUACAAGGGUCCUGAGGACAUGUAUGGAAAGACAGUGGUGGUCAUUGGGAUUGGUAACUCUGGAGGUGAUAUCGCUGUAGAGACCAGCAGAGUUGCUGAGCAGGUGUACAUGAGCACACGCCGUGGGGCCUGGGUCAUUCGUCAGGUUUCUGAUGACGGCCUGCCAGUGGACAUGAAGUACAACACACGCUUUGUCCACAUCCUGUUCCAGCUGCUGCCUAUCAACUUCUUUAACUGGUUUGGAGAGAAGAAACUCAAUGCUAUGUAUGACCACACCAUGUAUGCCCUCAAACCCAAACACAGGCUCUUCAGUCAGAUUCCUGUGAUCAAUGAUGAUCUUCCACUUAAGAUUCUGUCUGGAUCAGUCAUCAUCAAACCAAACGUAAAGGAAAUCCGGGGCUCCACUGUGGUGUUUGAAGACGGCAGCACUGUGGAAAAGGUGAAUACAAUUGUGUUCGCCACAGGGUACAAUUACGACUUCCCCUACCUGCCAAACAAUGUCAUGUACAAGUCUGGGCACCGUGUAGGUCUGUACAAGCAUGUUUUCCCUCCCAACAUGGAGCAUCCCACCCUGGCUGUUGUGGGCUUCAUUCAUGCCCUUGGAGCCAUCAUGCCUCAAGCUGAAAUACAGGCUCGCUGGGUCACACAUGUCUUCAAAGGAUAUAAAAAGCUGCUCUCAAACCAGUCCAUGAUCAAGGCUGUUGAAAAGGACACUAAGGACAUCGAGAAACACUACAUCGUGUCAAAACUGACUCCACUGCAGGUGGAUUUUGUUUCUUACAUGGAUGAAAUAGCUGGAGAGAUUGGAGUACGACCAAGUCUCCUCUGGCUCCUCUUCACAGACUAUCCUCUGUUUAAGAGGGUUUUAUGGGGACCUGUCACUGCUUACCAGUACCGUCUGAUGGGACCAGGGAAAUGGGAGGGAGCCCGUGAGGCCAUCUUCACCCAGUUUGACCGCAUGUACCAGCCCCUAAAAACCAGACAGGUGCUGGAACAGGAGCCUUCCUUUGCUGGCCGCCUGGUAAAACUGAGUCUGACUCUCAUGGCCGGAGGAGCUGCAGCAUACUACUUCCAUACACGUAAUCCAGACACCAUCCACACCCUGCUGUCCAGCCUCCGUCUGCAUGCUGUCUGAUCCAACUGCAUAAGUCACACAAUGCAGAACUCUAAAAACAAAAUAUGAGCCUUAUCUGCUUAUCUGCUGUUUCUAGAUCUGUUAGAAAUUCAGUAAACUUCUGUUUGGGUUGUAAUUAUAGAGAUUGUUAAAAGGGGUCUGUACUGAGCAGCUGACUGAGGAUGUUUUAUAGUAUCUUUGCAAUUUAAAUCUUUAAUAACUAAUUUCUCUGAGCUAUGCUUCAUAUUGAAAUGUUUUAUAUCAAAUGUUGACCUAAUAUAAAAAUACUGGUUUGCAUUUUUAACCAAACUUCACAUUGACUAUUGCUGAAAUAUAACUGGGUGUUUGGUUCAGGACUUUCUGGUCAUAGUAGCUCAUAGUUACAUAAUUAAUAAAGAAAAGCAAACUGGGGUUUCCAGUGUUAGAAUUUAAUAUUUUAUACAUCUUCAAUUUUCAAAAGCUCCACAUUUUCAUUGUAUAAAAAUCAAAAAUUUGCAUGUUGAUCUAAAGCUACGCCAGUUUUUUGUGUUAAAUAUAAAUGUUAAUUAGAUUUACUGGUAUUGUGGUCGGUAGUAAUGUUGUUUGGACUGAAUUGUCAUGUUCUGUGUUUCAGUUUUUCUUCAUGUUUUCUUUUGUAAUUUGUCUUUGUUAAUUCAGUUGUUUGUUUUUUCUUUGCCUGUUCCUGGUUGGUUCAUACUUUCAGUUCACUGCCACACAUCUGCCACCUUUUGACCAUUAUCGUGUUUUUAUAUAAACUACCCAGUUUCCCCAGUCUCCUGACAGAUUUGGUUUGUUCAUCGAUGAUUCUAAUCCAGUUUUACUUUUCCAUUCAGACUCAUGUUCUUUCUGUUACAUUUGCAUCUUGCUUUUUUAUAUCUUAGUGUGUUUGAUUAAAACAACUUUUUUUUAAUCUA
Molecule: messenger RNA, 2665 nt
Organism: Melanotaenia boesemani (Boeseman's rainbowfish)
Lineage: Eukaryota; Metazoa; Chordata; Actinopteri; Atheriniformes; Melanotaeniidae
Product: flavin-containing monooxygenase 5-like
Exons: 11
Coding region: 111-1772 (553 amino acids)
Molecular function (GO): flavin adenine dinucleotide binding; NADP binding; N,N-dimethylaniline monooxygenase activity
Source: RefSeq, a predicted model, not a curated record